AUGCUUGUUCACAACAAAACUUUGUUAGAAUCAGAAAUAAACGAUUCUUUGGAACAUAAUAUAAAUGAAGAGUUCGAGAAUAAUGUUCGAAAUUUUUUACAUUUUAUGUCAUCACAACCUUUAAUUAAUCAAGUACUAUCUGGAUUCCUAUUAGAUAAUAAUGAACAAUUAUCUGAUAAAUGGAAAUUACCAGAAACAAUUACUAAUCAUAUAACUAAUGUUAAAUGGAUUCAGAUACCACAAUUUUCUCAAAAUAAUAAAACAAAAUUAGUAGAAUAUUUAUUACAUUUAAGAAUAUUAUUAUUAAUAAAAUUAUUAACUACACCAGAAGAUAAAAAACGUAAAAAAUUAUACAUAAAAGAACUUGAAACUAGAGAUCAAGAAUGUCAAACAAAAUUAACUGAACUUAUUAAAGAAUUGGAUAUACAAAUUUGUCAGAAUAAUACAGAAACUAGGAAAAUUGGUUAUACUGUUUCAAAACUUAAAAAUGAAAUUGAUAAUCUUGAAAAAUAUUUAACUGAACGAAAAAAGCAAAUUAACACAGAAGAAGCGAAAAAGAUAACAGAAAUCACAAAACAAAACGAUGAAAAUAAAAAUAAUUUAAGUAAAGAAAUGAAAAGUCAAGAAAUACUACUUGAAAAGUUGAUUGAGACUAAUCGUUCUGAAGAGGAAACAAUUCGAUCAACCAUUUAUAAAAUGGAAAGUGAUAUUGAGUCGAAGAUUUCUAAAUAUGAUCAAGAAAUGACAGUCUUACAGGAUGAAUAUGAUGCCCUGGAAGCGGAGUAUACAGAGGAGAAAAGCGCUUACGAUGAACUGAAUGAACGUUUUCAGAUUAUAAAUGAAGAGUAUCAAAAGAUAAUGGAAGAACGUAGGCUAGAGGAUGAAAGACGGCAAAGAGAGGAAGAACAAAGACGCCAAAUGGAACAAGCCGUUAUAACAAUACAAGCAUUUUGGAGGUCAUAUAAAACAAGAAAACUGGCACGUGGAAGAAAAGGAGGUAGUAGAAAAGCGAAGAAGUAA
Schistosoma bovis is the source of this 1020-nucleotide messenger RNA. The record is from the annotation of a GenBank genome assembly. Lineage: Eukaryota; Metazoa; Platyhelminthes; Trematoda; Strigeidida; Schistosomatidae.